AUGGCUCCGCAUGAGAAGGAGGCAUCGAUUCUCGAACAACAUCCUGGUAUCCCGCCGGGCCCCAAGAAGAGGGGUGAUCCGUCAUCUUCCUACACGGUUCGUUCCGACCCCCCAUCAGGCACAGUCACAAUCACAAGGGAGACGCCCGUCAUCGAUGUGGUCACGGAUGCCUCCGGAGCCGAAGUGACCAACACGAAGUCCAUGGAGAAAGUGGAAGAAACAACAGUGAUUGACCCACAUCGUGCGAUUCCCACCCUCGUCUAUAACUGCGAAUACAUGCCCUUCGUUUGCAAGAACGUCGAAAAUCACAUCGCGGCAAACCCCAGCUUCAAGUUCGAUGCCAAUGGUCUUCUGGAGCUGCAUUACGACAACACCAACGAAAAGUCCAAACACGCCAACCAACGACGCGGCCCAACGUGUAAAAAUCCGUCGAGUGCGUACAAGAAACAGAAGUUCCCGGAGCAGUGUAAGAAUAUCGGAUCCCUUACGGGACUCACAACGGUCUACAGCACAAAUUUCGACUUGCCGGCAAAGAGUGUUCCGAAUGUCCCCGAGGUCAUCCUUGGCCCAGUUGACCCGGCCGAUCCGACAAAGAAUCUUCAAAGCGGAUUGGGGUGGACGUGCGAUGAGUUCCCAUCAGCGAGCUGGAUCGAGGGUGGUGGCGGACUGCCAUCAGAUGGGAUUGUCGGCGCUGCGAUUUGUGCCCCCCAGACAAUCAAGUGCCACACCAACGCCAAAGACAAGGUCAAGAGAACGUAUGAGCAGGCGUUUGGCGUAAUGGACCAAAACUCAUCUGAGCAGGACUGGCAACGGGAAGCGUUGGGGACCUUGGGUAAUGCAAUCCGUGCGGCACACAAAAUCGACUCUGCUCCAGAAGGCACCAAUCAAGGUCAUGCGAAGGACGAAUAUGUCGCGGCUUUUUACCUCUCAACCACUCGCGUGGCAUCGCCACAAAAGUCGAAAGCCUGGGUAAUUGACGCGGCGAGCCAGACCAAGGCUGUCACGAAGAGAGGCGAAUCUCAGGAAGGCUUCGGUGAGGACGUUGCCGACGGUGGGGGCGAUACAAGCCCACCGCUAACAACACAAGCGCCAACGCCGCCCGCAGGGAUGGCGGCCCCAACAAACCAGCAAAAUAAGCCUAAGCCUCUCUGGAGGCACAACGCCGAAGCGCCACUUCAACGGCCUAAGUUGGUGCCCAAGGGGGUAUACCACCUCGGUCGCCGGGCGGCAUCUGCGGCUGAGGUCAUGUCGGCCCAGAGCCUCAUCAGAGCCGCCACGGAAGAGAGGCAGGAAGCCAACGCGCGCAAGCUGGCUUACCCCCGCGCCUCUCACAUGGACGGGACUCAUCUCGCAUUCAGCACGCCGCUGGAUCCACUGGCAAAGAAGGAGAAGGCGGCUGCCAGCGAAUACUGGUACAGCCAGAUUUCUCCCAAGGGGAGAAGCCCAUUUCAUCCAUCGGCAGAUACCUACCAGGUGUACAGAGAUGUGAUCAGCGACUGCGGUGCCAAGGGUGACGGUGUCUCGGAUGAUACAGAGGCCAUUCAGAAAUGUAUUUCUGAUCAGAGUCGUUGUGGUGGGGACGACUUGAGCUGUAGAUCGACAUCAGUCAUGCCUCUUGUCGUCUUCUUCCCUCCCGGAAGCUACCUCAUUAGCUCCACUAUCGAGAUGUACUUCAUGACGACGAUGAUUGGCGACCCAAUAGACCGACCCAAGUUGGUGGCGGCAAGCUCUUUCCAGGGCCUGGGCGUCAUCAGUUCGGACCACUACAUCGAGGGUGGAAAUGGCGAGUCGUGGUACAUCAACCAAAGCAAUUUCUUCCGCCAGGUUCGCAACUUCAUCAUCGACCUUCGGAACACGCCGGACAACCAACACAAGCCUGCGACUCCCGGUCCCGCCGGCAUUCACUGGCAAGUAGCCCAGGCAACGUCGCUUCAGAACAUCGACAUCUGCAUGCGAGAAGGUUCGCGCGGCCACGUUGGCAUCUUCAUGGAGAACGGCAGCGGUGGUCUGAUCAGAGGCGUUCGCUUUCACGGAGGUUACAUCGGUUUCCGUGCCGGCAAUCAGCAGUUUACCAUCAAGGACCUCACGUUCGAAAACUGCCAGAUCGCCAUCCAGGCAAUCUGGGACUGGUCAUUCCUGUGGAGUGACAUUAAGAUUUCAGGCGCUGACGUCGGCAUCGACCUGAUCAACCAGGAUCUCAAAGAUCAGGGGGCACCCCAGCAGACCUUUGCCUACCUCCUCGUCGACAGUGUUCUGAGCGCCACCACGGGGAUCCGCACGCAGCCCUUCAUGGCGUCGGAUGGCUACUGUCAGCUGACGCUCGAUAAUGUCGACUUCAGCGGCUCGGGUACCGCCAUCAAGGAAACCACGGGCGAAACGGUGCUGGCUGGCGGCCAGAAAGUCGACUCUUGGAUGUGGGGCAUCGUCGCGAACCAGGAUAGCCCCAACGGACGUCGCAUCGAGGGAGAAUCUGUACAAAAGACGUCCUCGACUCCUGCUAGGCUCCUUGGCGGGCCUCAAGGAGGGUUUUACGACAGGGAGCGACCUCAGUACGAGGAUGUCGCUGCCUCAUCCUUCCGAAACGCUUUGUCCCGUGGCUGUCAGGGAGAUGGAGUGGCCGAUGACACGGCCUGCUUGCAGGACCUAUUUUCCUCGCCGGGUCAUGUUUUCCUACCCGCGGGUGUCUAUCGCGUUACGGACACGGUCUAUAUCGCUCCGGGUCUGAAAAUCUCAUGGUCCAGGUGGGGCCGAAACGGCGAAGCUGGCGAUGUUGAAAUUUCCGACCUGCUCUUUGCCGUCGAAGGGUCCACGGCCGGGGCUAUUUUGGUCGAGUGGAAUUUGAAGGCUUCUGGUCCUGGGUCAUCCGGAAUGUGGGGUAUUCUCAUCGAAUCCACCAGCCCAACGUGGAUGUACGCGACCGGAUUUGAACACAACGUUUUAUACCAGUACCUUGUACUCGGUGCCAAGAACCUCUUCAUGGGUUUAAUUCAAACAGAGUCUCCCUACUUUCAGUCGUCUCCGCCGGCACCGGAGCCAUUCGGCAAGUCCGUCGGGCUCUUCCCUGGCGAUCCAACCUUCAGCACAUGCGAUUCGAAGACCGGAAAUACAUGCAUGGCUUGGGGCUUGAUGAUAGAGAGAUCAUCCGAUAUCUUCAUCUAUGGCGCCGGCAUUUAUAGCUGGUUCCAGAAAUACGAGCAGGGAUGCUUAAACACGUUCGACUGCCAAGAAGAAAUCAUCUGGCUGUCCGAUGACAAGAAUCUUUUCAUUUUCAAUCUAGCCACCGUUGGAACGCUCAACAUGAUCACGGCACAAGGUGCACAACUUGACGGACUUGGCUAUCAAAGCCCAAAUAGCAAUGUGUCAUCCAUUAAUGGCUGGAUCGGAGAUGCGGGCCACCUGGAGAGCGACGGGAAUGGACCAGGUGCCACUAUCACGCUCGAUGAUAACAUUUGGAGCUGGGCGGCAACGGCAGAGGACGCUUGGGGUACAAUGACGGUGGCCUGCACGCCGCCAUGCUACUUCAAGUUCCCGCCUCUGACCUAUCCGCCGUUGCAGCCACCUCCAACAACGACGACGUGGGAUGGUGCCGUGGUGACCAUUACUCCACCGGCCGUGUCUGAUGCUUCGGUCACUUGGGAAAUUGUUUCUUUUGGCACCGACGGCCCGAUGACCUUGGAGCCCAAGCUUAACCAAACCGGUAUUCCGGUACCGCCUUGGGAGUGUGGUGAUGAAUGCGGUGGUCGUACCGUGACAUUCCCAGAUAUUCCGCUUCCGAUCCCUGUCCCAACAGAUCCGCCCUGUUGGUUCCUUUGCGAAGAGAAGCUGCCACGACACCUGGUCGUGGUCAUCGAAGACGGCCCCGUGCCGGGCCCACCACCACCCGGAACUGAAGAUGAUGACGAUGAUGAUGACAAUCCAAUAUUUGUUAUUAUUCCCGGUAGGAUCCUCCCGGAAUGCACACCUGAGACAUGUCCAGUAGACUGCCAAGGCGACGAAUGCGAGGAAGGCAAGGACUGUCGAGGGCCCGAUUGUGUCGCCGGCGGAGGUUGCUUCGGCAAGAACUGCAAGCGUGGUGGCGACUGCGAGGGUCCGAAAUCUGCCAGGGAGGCGGAGGAUGUUCUGGACCUCGCUGCAACUCUGGCGGGGACUGUGUUGGACCCCAGUGCCGUAAAGGCGGUUCGUGUAUCGGCCCUUCAACUCUUCAACAUUAGCUGCUCGGGCGGCGGAGGCUGUACUGGUUCCAACUGCGGCAAAGGGGGAGGGGGAUGCACUGGUCCCAGUUGUGGAGGUGGAGGUUGUUCUGGUCCAGACUGCGGGCCCACCGGAUGCACCGGUCCAGACUGCACACCUGCGGAUCCCGAAGAUGAGGAAGAGGAAGAAGAAGACGAAAACGAAGAUGAGGUGUGCCAUGUGAUCCUUCGCGAAGACACGCCCAACAUGGACACUGCGGGAGACGACGGCAAGGGCGUUUCAGCCUUCACUGGCAAAGGGAGUCAGUCAGGCGGCAACGUAGGCAAGGGCGGCAUCAACGGGUCGGGUACAGGAUGUGUCGACAUCCUGGGUCGCGUGUACGACUGCGACAAUCCCCCGGCGGACGACGAGCAGGACUUCCUGGACAUACUGGAUUGCAUCGAGAACCUGGGAGACAUCAUCCUAUGCCUAGGAAACGCUACCGGAGAAGAAACAUCUGCCACCAGACUUGUGCCAUCCGCCACAGGAGUGGAAUCAUCCACCAUCAGACUUGAACCAUCCGGCACCGGGCGAGAAUCAUCCGCCAUCAGACUAGAACCACCCGCCACUACGUCGUCUGUGAACAUGGGGACGCCGAUUGCGACGCCGAAGCCGUAA
This is a messenger RNA of Scedosporium apiospermum, 4848 nucleotides long. RefSeq lists its product as uncharacterized. Lineage: Eukaryota; Fungi; Ascomycota; Sordariomycetes; Microascales; Microascaceae. The transcript has 10 exons. Gene Ontology annotation, molecular function: polygalacturonase activity. The record is from RefSeq and is a predicted model, not a curated record. Bases 1 to 4848 code for a protein of 1615 amino acids.